AUGGCCAACGACACGGUCGUCACCGAGUUUGUCCUGCUGGGCUUCUCCGAUGCCUCUGGUCCACAGACCCUGCCUGGCUCACUCCUCCUCCUGGCGUUCCUGGCGGCCCUGCUGGGGAACGGGCUCCUCGUGGCCCUGGCCACGUGGGACCCGCAGCUGCACACCCCCAUGUACUUCUUCCUGAGAAACCUCUCCUUCAUUGACCUCUGCUUCAUCUCUGCCACCGUCCCCAAGUUCGCGCUCAAUGCCCUAGUGGGCAGGAGGACCAUCUCCCUCCCGGGCUGCGUGCUCCAGGUGCUGGCUGCCGUGUGCUUCGCGUCGGCAGAGGUGGCCGUGCUCACGGUCAUGGCCUACGACCGCUACGUGGCCAUCUGCCGGCCACUGCACUACGAGGCCGUCAUGAGCCCCGGGGCCUGCGGCCACAUGGCGGUGGCCUCGUACCUCAGUGGCGGGAUCUCGGGGGCCAUGCACACCUCGGCCACCUUCUCCACGGGGUUCCGCACCAAUGAGAUCCACCAUUUCUUCUGCGACAUCCCACAGGUCCUGCUGCUGGCGGACGCGUCGUCGGCACGCCUGGGGGAGGCGGGCGUGACGGCGCUCACGGCAGGCACCGCGCUCGGCUGCUUCGCCUACAUCUCCUCCUCCUAUGCCCGCAUCUUCUCCGCGCUCCGCAGCCUGGCCUCUGCUCAGGGCCGGGCCAAAGCCCUGUCCACCUGCCUCCCGCACCUGCUCGUGGUGACGCUGUUCGUGGGCACCGGGGCCGUGGCCUACCUGAAGCCGCCCUCCCGCCGCCGGUCCAGCCUGGACCUUGCUCUGUCCGUCUUCUACACAGUCCUGCCCCCUGUCCUGAACCCCGUCAUCUACAGCCUGCGGAACAAGGACCUGAGAGCCGCUCUGGGGAGGGCCCUCGGGGCCCCCGAGUCCAGCCGUAAUGCCCGCGCCCUCUCUGGCCUCUAG
This is a messenger RNA of Sorex fumeus (smoky shrew), 957 nucleotides long. Its product is annotated as olfactory receptor 14J1-like. NCBI's taxonomy places the organism in Eukaryota, Metazoa, Chordata, Mammalia, Eulipotyphla, Soricidae. The record is from RefSeq and is a predicted model, not a curated record. Gene Ontology annotation, molecular function: olfactory receptor activity; G protein-coupled receptor activity. The transcript has a single exon. Gene Ontology annotation, biological process: G protein-coupled receptor signaling pathway. Gene Ontology annotation, cellular component: membrane. Bases 1 to 957 code for a protein of 318 amino acids.